UUUUUAAGUGACCCUUUACCCAAUAUUUCCUCCAAGAUCACCGACGAAAUUCAAGAUCGACAUUUCGUCGAACAUCUUAUCUGCAUUCCAAUUCAUUCGAUUCUCAUCAAAAUCUUUCAUCAUAAGAUCUGACAAAAAUGAAAGUUUCUGAAAAAUUCAAGAUCUGGGGUUUGUUGAUCUGCUUGAUCUCUCAACUGGGUUAUGGAUAUUAUCUCCCUGGUAGUUACCCUCACAAAUACGUUGUAGGUGAUACAUUAUCUGUAAAAGUCAACUCUUUGACUUCAAUCGAAACCGAAAUCCCUUACAGUUACUAUAGUUUGCCCUUUUGUAAGCCUCAAGAGGGUGUUAAGGAUAGUGCUGAGAAUCUCGGUGAGCUUUUAAUGGGCGAUAGGAUCGAAAACUCACCGUAUAAGUUCAAGAUGCAUACGAAUGAAACCGAGAUCUUUCUUUGUCAAACGAAACCCUUGUCGAGCGAUGAGUUUAAGCUGUUAACGACUAGGAUAGACGAAAUGUAUCAAGUCAAUGUGAUUCUUGAUAAUUUGCCCGCCAUUCGGUAUACAAAAAGGGAUAAUUUUUUGGUGAGGUGGACCGGGUACCCUCUCGGGAUCAAGGUUCAAGAUACGUAUUACGUGUUUAAUCACUUGAAGUUCACGGUUUUAGUUCAUAAGUAUGAAGAAACGAAUGUCGCGAGUGUUAUGGGUACCGGUGAUGCAGCUGAAGUAAUCCCGACAGUUGACAAACCGGGAUCUGAUAUUCCCGGUUAUAUAGUUGUUGGAUUCGAGGUUCAACCGUGUAGUUUCCAGCAUAACUCGGAGUCGUUAAAGGAUUUGAAAAUGUACGGGAAAUACCCGUCGAAAAUCGCUUGUGAAACGAACACCGUGACGAUGGGUAUAAAAGAAAACCAGCCCGUGGCGUUCACUUACGAAGUUGAAUUCGUCGAAAGCGAUAUCAAAUGGCCGUCAAGAUGGGAUGCGUAUUUGAAAAUGGACGGAGCGAAAGUACACUGGUUUUCGAUCCUGAAUUCGUUGAUGGUCAUCACUUUCUUGGCGGGAAUCGUGUUGGUGAUUUUCUUGAGAACCGUAAGGCGGGAUCUGACUCAUUACGAAGAGUUAGACAAAGAAGCGCAAGCCCAAAUGAACGAAGAGUUAUCCGGCUGGAAGCUAGUCGUAAGUGACGUUUUUCGCGUUCCCGAUUGUCCCGCACUUUUAUGCGUUAUGGUUGGUGACGGGGUUCAGAUUCUCGGAAUGGCGGUUGUCACAAUUUUAUUCGCUGCACUCGGGUUCAUGUCUCCCGCUUCGCGCGGGACCCUCCUCACGGGUAUGUUGUUCUUUUACAUGAUUCUCGGAAUCGCGGCUGGUUACGUUGCCGUACGUAUGUGGCGAACGCUUUUUAGCGGCGAUCAUAAAGGAUGGGUGUCGGUUUGUUGGAAAGUUUCGUGCUUUUUUCCGGGUGUCUCGUUCUUGAUCCUUUUCGUGUUGAAUUUCCUCUUGUGGGGCUCUGGUAGCACCGGUGCAAUCCCGUUUUUUCUCUUCGUUGUCCUAAUUCUACUAUGGUUUUGCAUAUCCGUCCCGUUAACGCUCGUUGGCGGUUAUUUCGGAGCAAAGGCUCCGCAUAUCGAGUACCCGGUUCGAACCAAUCAGAUACCGCGUGAAAUCCCGCCUCAAAAGUACCCAUCUUGGUUGUUAGUUCUUGGUGCGGGUACACUUCCGUUCGGAACCCUUUUUAUCGAGCUUUUCUUCAUAAUGUCUAGCAUAUGGAUGGGCCGGGUCUACUACGUUUUCGGGUUUCUAUUCAUCGUGAUGAUCCUUUUGGUCGUAGUGUGUGCCGAGGUGUCGUUAGUCUUGACGUACAUGCAUCUUUGCGUCGAGGACUAUAAGUGGUGGUGGAAGUCGUUUUUCGCUUCGGGGUCUGUUGCGUUAUACAUUUUCUUGUACUCGAUUAACUAUCUUGUUUUCGACCUCAAGAGCUUAAGCGGGCCCGUUUCGGCUACACUUUAUUUGGGAUACUCGUUGUUCAUGGUUCUAGCGAUUAUGCUCGCAACUGGAACCGUCGGGUUUCUUUCGUCGUUCUGGUUCGUGCACUACUUGUUCUCUUCGGUGAAGCUUGAUUGAAACAUGAAAGAGGUUUAGAUGAAUUUGGAGGGAAAUGGGAAUAAGUUUGUAUGAGUUUUUGUUCUUGUUUUUAGAAAUGGAAUCAUAGUUAUGGAGUUUGUAAUUUUUAAAUUUCUUGUUAGUUUUGAUUGUAUGAAUUCAUGGGCAAUUGGGUUUUAUUUUACGUUGGUUUAUUAUUUUCAUACACUUUGAAUUUAAUUGAUGUUAGUAGAAUUAAUGAUUUUUAUA
Helianthus annuus (common sunflower) is the source of this 2339-nucleotide messenger RNA. RefSeq names its product transmembrane 9 superfamily member 11. The transcript is spliced from 2 exons. Gene Ontology annotation, biological process: protein localization to membrane. Bases 138 to 2111 code for a protein of 657 amino acids. Gene Ontology annotation, cellular component: membrane. NCBI's taxonomy places the organism in Eukaryota, Viridiplantae, Streptophyta, Magnoliopsida, Asterales, Asteraceae. The record is from RefSeq and is a predicted model, not a curated record.